AUGGCAUCUAACAGUUUAACAAUUAUGUCUUACAAUAUUCAAAUGCUGUCAAUUCCAUUAAGUCAUCAAUUGAACAUAAGAAAGAGGGGGAAUGCAAUAGUUGACUACAUUUUAUAUCUUGAUGAAAAGCAUAACAUGGAUAUCCUAGUACUAAACGAAGUGUUUACACAUAAGAGUUAUCGCCUGCUAACUAGUGGACUAAUAAAAGAGAGGUUUCCUUAUCAUACGAAUGUAUUAGGGAAAAAAUUCAAGGAAAAUUCAAAACAUCAUGAAAAAAAAAAGGAUGCGCAAAAUAUAAAAAAGGAAGAAGACAAAGAUACAGUAACAUUUGGUAGAAAUAGAACAAGAUUAAAUAAAAGGGAAAUAGAAGAUAAAGAUACAUUACUUUUUGAUUCAUAUGAAACUCAUAAAAGUGAUGAAACUGUAUGCAUGAUGUCUGCUUUAGAUAGUGAGCCACUAGAAGUAAUAGAAGAUGAUGAAAUAAAUCAUAAACAUAAUAAUUCAUUGAAUAGAAUUAUAAAUAAUGCUCAAGGUAUUUAUAGAAAAAGCAGUUUAGAGGAUAUGCUUAUCAUAGAUAAAACUAUUAAUGAUUGUCUUACAAAAAAUGUUAAUCUGAAUAAUGGGAAUAAAAUAAACGAUAUGAAGGAUGACAGGAUGAGUUUGAACAAUUAUUGGGAGGGAAAUAGUAGUAGUAAUAAUAAUAAUAAUAAUAAUAAUAAUAAUAAGAUAAGUAUGACUGAUAUGGGGGAAGAAAUAGUAUUAGGAGAAGAAGUAUCUAAUGAAAAAAUAAAUACAAAGAUGCAUAAUCAAAAAAUUUGCAAUUUUGAUUCGAUAUCAGGGAAAUCAAAAUUUUAUCAAUUUUUAAAUGGAGGUGUUAUAGUUUUGUCCAAGCAUAAAAUUUUACAUAAUCAUGCGUUAAUAUUUUCUAAUAGCAAAUUUCCCGACAUGUUUUGUACAAAGGGAGCAAUAUAUUUACAAUGUGAUGUAAAUAACAAAAAGGUAAAUGUGAUAGCAACCCACUUACAAGCAGGUGAUACAAUUGAACAACAAAAUUGUAGGUGGAAGCAACUCAAUGAAUUAAGAACUUGGUUGUAUAAGGGUAUACCUAGUAACUAUAUUAAAGAAAAUGAACCUUUAUUUUUUGUAGGUGAUCUUAAUAUUAGAUAUAAUAUGGAUAAAUUUUUUUUAGAUAAAGUCUUAUCAAAUGAUUGCUUAAAUUGUUCGGUUACAAAAGAUUCGUUAGAAACAACUUACGAUUCAUUUUUAAAUGAUUAUUGUAGACACAUGGAAAGCGAUUACACCUAUAAACAUAACCACACACUAGAUUAUAUUUUAGUUUCAAAUGAUUCAAAAGUAAAAGUUAUUGUACCGCAAACGGCAAUACAACAUGAGUAUAAACCUAUAUUUUAUAUUAAAUCUUUCUUAGGUUUCAUACCUUACAAUACUACGUAUAUUCAUCACCCUAGCGACCACUUCCCCAUAUACGCCACCUUUAAUUUUCCAAACUAG
Plasmodium malariae is the source of this 1509-nucleotide messenger RNA. It is a transcript of the gene NSM, whose product is annotated as sphingomyelin phosphodiesterase, putative. The record is from RefSeq and is a predicted model, not a curated record. Gene Ontology annotation, molecular function: sphingomyelin phosphodiesterase activity. The coding region runs from base 1 to 1509 and encodes 502 amino acids. Lineage: Eukaryota; Apicomplexa; Aconoidasida; Haemosporida; Plasmodiidae. The transcript has a single exon.